Molecule: messenger RNA, 1862 nt
Organism: Cynara cardunculus var. scolymus (artichoke)
Lineage: Eukaryota; Viridiplantae; Streptophyta; Magnoliopsida; Asterales; Asteraceae
Product: AP2-like ethylene-responsive transcription factor AIL1
Exons: 9
Coding region: 85-1728 (547 amino acids)
Biological process (GO): regulation of DNA-templated transcription
Molecular function (GO): DNA binding; DNA-binding transcription factor activity
Source: RefSeq, a predicted model, not a curated record
ACAUACGCAUCCACAAACAAAUCUAGGGAGAGAAUGAAGUGAGAGAGAGAAAAAUGAAGUGAGAGAGAGAGAGAGAUAGAAAAGAUGAAGUCAAUGACUGAUGGUGCUAGUGAUGAUAAUGCAAGUAUAAGCAACUGGCUGGGUGUUUCUCUGUCACCUCCAUUGAAAAUGGAGGCUUCUGCCUCUUCAACAAUGGCACCAAACACUAGCAGUUUCUAUCUUUCUCCUUACUCUUGUUAUGGUGUUGCUGAAAACGGCACUACUUUUUUCUCUCCUCUGACUGUUAUGCCCCUCAAAUCUGAUGGCUCUCUUUGCAUCUUGGAAGCUCUUGCUUCUUCACAUCCACAAGGGGUGAUGCCAAAUUCUUCUUCACCUAAACUGGAAGACUUUCUAGGGGUUUCUCAUGACUAUGGAAGCCAUGAGAGAGAAACCAUGGCUCUAAGCUUAGACAGCUUGUACCCUGAAUCCAGAUGGUUGUACCCUGAGGGAAUACCUUCUAACAUUUAUCAAAUCCAUGAAGAAGAAUCAACUGUUGCUAAACACAACUGGGUAGUUUCUCCACCACCACAGUACCCAUCACAAAGCCCUUACACUUCACUUGGCAGCCACCACAACCAAAUCAGCAGCACCACAACCACCCACAUGAUAAAUAAUGGUGGUGGUGGUGAUGUACAAUCCCUGAGUUUGUCCAUGAGCCCUGGUUCUCAGUCAAGCUGUGUAACUGGAAGAACAGAUCAGUGUUUAACAGUGGAAACAAAGAAGAGAGACUCUAGUAGGGUAACUCAAAAGCAGCCGGUGCACAGAAAAUCACUAGACACGUUUGGUCAAAGAACCUCGCAGUUUAGAGGGGUAACGAGGCAUAGGUGGACAGGAAGAUAUGAAGCACAUUUAUGGGAUAAUAGUUGCAAGAAAGAAGGCCAAACCAGAAAAGGAAGACAAGUGUAUCUGGGGGGUUAUGAUAUGGAAGAAAAGGCAGCUCGAGCUUACGACUUAGCUGCACUUAAGUACUGGGGUUCGUCGACUCAUAUCAACUUCCCACUCGAGAUCUACCAUCAGGAGCUUGACGAGAUGAAGAGUAUGAGUCGCCAAGAAUUUGUAGCCCACUUACGAAGGAAGAGCAGUGGAUUUUCUCGAGGUGCUUCGAUUUAUAGAGGUGUUACAAGGCAUCAUCAACAUGGAAGAUGGCAAGCCCGGAUUGGCCGUGUAGCCGGAAACAAGGACCUUUAUCUUGGUACCUUCAGCACUCAGGAGGAGGCCGCUGAGGCUUAUGAUGUUGCAGCGAUCAAGUUUCGGGGUGUGAAUGCUGUCACAAACUUUGACGUUUCUCGGUAUGAUGUUGAGAGAAUCAUUGCUAGCACCACUUUACUUGCCGGAGAACUAGCAAGGCGAAACAAAAGCACCGUCGUUACCACCACCACCACCACAUCAUUGAUGGAGGCUGGUUAUGCUCAGCUAGAGAACAUUGAUCAUCAACAAAGAACAACUUUGGAAGAACUUAAUGAAAAAUUAAAGAAUCCCAACAAUCAACAGCAGCUGAUUAGCAAUGAAUUAUCCGGCGAGAAAAUCGGUGGUCAGUAUUCGAACCCUUCUUCAUUGAUAACUAGCUUGAGCUGCUCCAGAGAAGAAAGCCCAGAUGGAAUAAGUGCUUCCAUGGCUGCUACUGGAAAUGUAAAUUCAUGGGUGUCUUCAGGACACUUCCCAGUCUUUGCUGCAUGGAGUGAUGCUUGAAUCAGAAACAUCAAUUAAUUUGUCUAAACUCUUGUUGGCACGCAUGGACUAGAAAGGAUCAAGAACUUGUAGUAGUUAGGUUAAUUAAUUAAGUCUUUUAAUUACUUUUUUGGUGAUUAAUUAAUCAAGUUAAU